UGACACGGGAGGUGGGACAGGACGCUGGGUGGGGGCGGGGCCUUGCAGAGUUCCCAGCAUGCCGCAGCGCACAGGCCCCGCCUCCUCUCCUGACAGUGACUAUGGCGCCGGUGUACAGCAAGUACCUGACGGUCCGGAACUCCUCGGCGGCCGGGGCGGCGCUCGUCCUGCUCUACCUGCUGAACAGGCGGAGGGGAGCGAACAGGAAGAACAGUGGGAAGACCCCCGCACAGAACAAUGAGAAAGAUGGAAAAAAAGACAAAGCGGUGGUGGACCGACUGUUCUUUGCCAGGAUUGGCCGUAUCCUGAGAAUAUUGGUGCCCAGAACGUUGUGUAAAGAGAGCGGGUACCUGAUGCUGAUCGCGGUCAUGCUGGUGGCCCGCACGUACUGUGACAUAUGGAUGAUUCAGAAUGGCACUUUUAUUGAAAGCGGAAUCAUUUACAGGAAUAGCGCUGUGUUCAGGAAGCACUUUUUCCAGUAUCUAGCUGCGAUUCCCCUGAUUUCAUUAGUAAAUAACUUCUUAAAAUUUGGUCUGAAUGAGCUGAAGUUGUGUUUCCGAGAGCGGCUGACUAAGCACCUUUAUGAUGAAUACCUAAGAUCUUUUACUUAUUAUAAAAUGGGCAACCUGGAUAACCGGAUAGCGAACGCUGACCAGCUCCUAACGCAGGAUGUGGAGAGAUUCUGCAACAGUGUGGUGGACCUGUACUCCAACCUCAGCAAGCCGUUUCUGGAUAUCGUCUUGUACCUCUUCAAGCUGACGAGUGCCAUUGGAGCCCAGGGUCCAGCGAGCAUGAUGGCUUAUUUGCUUGUCUCAGGGCUUUUCCUCACACGCCUCAGGAGACCUAUUGGUAAGAUGACUGUUACCGAACAGCGAUACGAAGGCGAAUACAGAUACGUCAACUCACGCCUCAUUACCAAUAGUGAAGAAAUCGCCUUCUACAAUGGAAACAAAAGGGAAAAACUGACCAUUCACUCUGCUUUUAACAAAUUGGUGGAGCACUUGCAUAAGUUUAUUUUAUUCCGGUUUUCCAUGGGUUUUGUAGACAACAUUAUUGCCAAAUAUUUUGCUACAGUCGUUGGUUACCUGGUUGUCAGCCGUCCAUUCCUUACACCAAACCAUCCCAGACAUCUGAACAGCACCCACGCCGAGCUCCUGGAGGAUUAUUACCAGAGCGGACGGAUGUUACUACGGAUGUCUCAGGCGCUCGGAAGAAUUGUUCUAGCAGGACGUGAAAUGACUCGGCUGUCAGGAUUCACAGCCAGAAUUACAGAACUCAUGCAGGUCCUGAAAGAUCUAAAUGAAGGGAAAUAUGAGCGAACGAUGGUGUCGCAACAGGAUAAAGAGACAGAGAAUCUUCCCAGAAUUCCCUUAAUACCUGGAAGUGGAAGAGUCAUCAACGUUGACAACAUCAUCAAGUUUGAACACGUUCCACUUGCAACACCAAAUGGAGAUAUUCUAAUCCGAGACCUAAACUUUGAGGUGAGAUCCGGUACCAAUGUUCUUGUCUGUGGGCCAAAUGGAUGCGGGAAGAGUUCCCUGUUCCGUGUAUUAGGAGAGUUAUGGCCGCUCUUCGGUGGAUCUCUGACCAAACCUGAACGGGGAAAAUUAUUUUAUGUUCCUCAGAGACCGUAUAUGACUCUGGGGACGUUACGAGACCAGGUCAUCUAUCCCGACACCCAGGAAGAUCAGAAGCGUAAAGGCAUCUCCGAUAAGGUACUGAAGGAAUAUUUGGACAAUGUGCAGCUGGGGCAGAUCCUGGAGCGUGAGGGCGGCUGGGAUAGUGUCCAGGACUGGAUGGAUGUUCUCAGUGGAGGAGAGAAGCAGAGGAUGGCGAUGGCGCGGUUAUUUUACCACAAGCCUCAGUUUGCCAUCUUGGAUGAGUGCACGAGCGCGGUCAGUGUGGAUGUUGAGGGUUACAUCUACAGCCACUGUAGGAAGGUUGGAAUUUCCCUUUUCACUGUGUCACACAGAAAGUCCCUGUGGAAGCACCAUGAGUUCUACCUCCACAUGGACGGACGCGGCAACUACGACUUCAAGCAAAUCACAGACGAGACGGUUGAGUUUGGAUCUUAAAGCUUCGCGAUCCGCAACCGAGGGAAAAACGAAACUAUCACCUAGUUUUCUUUUUUUUCUUAGCAGAUUAUUUUUUUUCUUGCCUAAUUUUAAAACAAUUGAAGUGUAAUAACGUUAAUGUAAUGAUUAACACUACCGUACUGAGGUACAAUGAAGUCCUCCAUGAGGUCCAAUCAGCCGCUCAAAUUACUCGACAAAAAAAUCCAUUUACUUAGACUUUCUUGGCCAUUUCCAAGAUGGAGUGAAAGAUCUGCCCCUUGGGUUAUCUCAUAUUCUUAUGGACUAAGGGAAGGUACUGAUGGCCUGUUCCUGUGCUUCCUCUUUUUAAAGGUGGUUAUACACAUCAAACGAAUUUUGGUGGAAACAGCCGACCAUUUGAUAUAUGGGGUGUCCCAACUCAUCUGGCAGCGGCAGAAGGAUUGGGCUUGUUGGUAUUCAGUAAGCCCCAUCCUUUGUUCUCGGGGGAGAAAAGUCGCUGCCAGAAGAGUCUGACUGCAACAGUGGUAAUCUAGCAGCACAUGCAUGGGAGAACACAUGCAUGCUCAGUUGAGCUGAGCAUGCAUAUGCAUGGGGAGUCCCAAGGAACAGCUGUUGCCUGAAUGAGCGUUUGUCUGACCACUAUCUAUGGCAUGUUUUCCAAACAGCGUGCCUCCAGCUGUUGCAAAACUACAACUCCCAGCAUGCCGUUGGCCGUACCUGCUGAUUUUGGUGGGAACAGCCGGACUUUGUGUAUGGGGGUGUCCCAACUCAUCUGGCAGCGAAAAAAGGAUCAGGCUUAUUGGGAGUCACUAUGCCUGAUCCUUUAUUCUCAGGGGAGAUAAGCCGCUGGCAGAGGAGUCUGAAGGGGACAGUGCUAUCUAGCAGCAGCUUACUCCUGUCUCCCUAUGAAGGACACAUGCAUGCUCAGCUGAGCUGAGCGUGCAUCUGUAUGUGGAGUCCUAAGGGCCAGCUGUCAAAUGAACAGGCGUUUAGCUGACCACUAUCUAUGGCAGUGUUUUCCAAACAGCAUAUUUGUCCGGGCAUGCUGGGAGUUGUAGUUUUGCAACACACGCUGUUUGGAAAACACGGAUCUAUGUUGUAUGGCCACCUUAAAGGGGUUAUCCAGGAAAAAAACUUUUUUUUAUAUAUAUCAACUGGCUCCAGAAAGUUAAACAG
Hyla sarda is the source of this 3230-nucleotide messenger RNA. RefSeq names its product ATP binding cassette subfamily D member 3 (gene ABCD3). Gene Ontology annotation, molecular function: long-chain fatty acid transmembrane transporter activity; ATP hydrolysis activity; ATP binding. Gene Ontology annotation, biological process: very long-chain fatty acid catabolic process; peroxisome organization; long-chain fatty acid import into peroxisome. Lineage: Eukaryota; Metazoa; Chordata; Amphibia; Anura; Hylidae. The record is from RefSeq and is a predicted model, not a curated record. The coding region runs from base 102 to 2075 and encodes 657 amino acids. Gene Ontology annotation, cellular component: peroxisomal membrane; peroxisome. The transcript is spliced from 23 exons.